Diplodia corticola is the source of this 1971-nucleotide messenger RNA. RefSeq lists its product as uncharacterized. Bases 1 to 1971 code for a protein of 656 amino acids. The transcript has 7 exons. The record is from RefSeq and is a predicted model, not a curated record. Lineage: Eukaryota; Fungi; Ascomycota; Dothideomycetes; Botryosphaeriales; Botryosphaeriaceae.
AUGUCGCAGGUUGCCGACCAAGACUGGAGCACCACGCCAGCAGGCACUGCCCCCGACGGCCAAAUCAGCAAUCUCAUCGACUCGCCCUCGCUCGGCUACCAGGUCACCGCCUCCAAUGUCGUCUGCGUCGUGCUCGUCGUCUUGACCGUGGGCCUGAGGUUCUAUACCCGCAUGCACAUCGUCAGAGGGCUGGGAGUCGAUGACUAUGCAUUGCUUGUGGCUGUCGUGUUUUGGGCCCUUCUUGUAGCCGUUCUUCAGGUUCUGCUCAAAUACGGCCUCGGCCGCCAUGUUUGGAACAUCAGCCUCGCAGAUUUCUCACCCCACUUUCUCCUUGGCCGCGUUCUGGCCGCAGUCUUUUACACGGCGUCAAUGUUUUUCGUCAAGGUCUCUUUGCUGUUGCUAUAUCGGCGUGUGUUUGACGUGUACCGAUUUUACAAGCGCUGGUGGUUCGUAAUGGCUUAUACGAUUGCCCAUACCCUAACCGCCAUUCUGUUGAGUUUUUUUGCUUGCUGGACCCCUGCUGCGCAGUGGGACCUACACAUACAAUACCGAAAAUGCAUUACUCCCAAAACCUUAAUAGCAAUCCCUAUCUUCCACUGUGUUAAUGAUCUCCUCAUACUAAGUCUACCGGUACCGUUGAUAUGGACAUUGAACCUCGGCCCAAAACGGAAGAUGCAAGUCUUUACCGUCUUUGCCUUGGGAUCUGCAUCCUGCAUCGUCAGCAUCCUCCGCCUCUACCCAAUACACAAACUCGUCCGCCAGCCGCGCUACGGGGACGUGACGUGGGACUGGACCCCCGUUGCAAUUUGGACCCAAGCCGAACUCACCUUCUGCAUCAUCUGCGCCUGCGUCCCCAUCCUCAAGCCCUUCCUGUCGCGGCACUUCCCGACCCUCUUCCCCAACAACACCAACAACAACGACGACGGCGACGACAACAACCUCGACACGGCCUUCGAGUCCCCCGGCCUCUCCACCACGAUCCGCUUCCCGGCCAUGCACCACCACCAACAGCAGCAGCAACAACAACAACAACUCCAGCUCCAACACCAACUCCAGCUCCAACAACAAGCACAAGAACAACAAGCGCAAAACCAACACCACCCUUAUCCUCACCUCCAUCCCCAGCACGGCGCCGCACUCGGAACCCCAGCCGCGAACGGCGGAAACGGCCUCCUCACCCCCCACGGCCACGGCGGUAAUGCCACCGCCAACGCCGUCACCCGCAAGGCCUCGACCUGGACCAUCGGCCGCAUGUCGACGCGGCGCCGCGUGUGGGGCCUGUGGGGCCGGUGGGGCGCGUCGGUCGCGGACGUCGAGAUGGGGCUGCAUAAUGGCGGCGGCGGAGGAUACAACAGCAGCAGUGAUGAUUUUAGUCGGCGGGGGAGCGGGGCGGCGACGGGAGGGGCGGGAGGGCGGCGGUUCAGUAGUAGGGAGGGAGGAGGAGGAGGGAUUGAUCAGGGGGUGGAUGAGGAGGGUCGUCGGCGGCGUGGGAGCGCGCGCAGUGGUGGUGGUGGUGGUGGUGGGAGGAAUGCGAGGGAUGGUGGUGAUGACGACUACGACGAUGACGAUGACCGUCGUGGUAUUGGCGGUGGUGGUUCUGACGACGACGACGACGACGCCAUGGUGGGGAAGAAAAAAGCCGCUGCUGCCGCCGCCGCUGCCGCCGCCGCCGCCGCGAUCCAGGAAGAGACGGGGAGCGCCAACGACCUGAGCCGGUACAAGGAGUGUGCGAUCGUCGGCGGCGGCGGCGGCUGCAGCACGGACGCCGGCACCGGCAGCGGCCCCGCGAGCGAGCCGCGGAGCAGCACCGUCAUCGCGUCCGAGGGCGUGUGCAGCUUCAUCGAGAGGGCCCUCGAGAACGACACUUCGUCCGAAUCCAGGUUCGGCCUGGAUAGUACGCCCGCGCCGCCGGGGCCGCCGCGGGUGGAGGGUGCUGGUGGUGGCAAUAUGGAACCCGGCGCGAAGGAUUAG